Messenger RNA from Tachyglossus aculeatus (Australian echidna), 2536 nucleotides. RefSeq names its product solute carrier family 39 member 12 (gene SLC39A12). NCBI's taxonomy places the organism in Eukaryota, Metazoa, Chordata, Mammalia, Monotremata, Tachyglossidae. The coding region runs from base 1 to 2106 and encodes 701 amino acids. The transcript is spliced from 12 exons. Gene Ontology annotation, molecular function: zinc ion transmembrane transporter activity. The record is from RefSeq and is a predicted model, not a curated record. Gene Ontology annotation, biological process: zinc ion import across plasma membrane; intracellular zinc ion homeostasis. Gene Ontology annotation, cellular component: membrane.
AUGUGGUCUGGGAAGAUCCUAGGAGGAUUCUGGGCGACACUCGUCUUCCUGGUCACCCCCCUGGCCAGAGGAGCCCAGCUUUGGAGGGAUUCUCAAGCAGAGGGUGGCAGCCACAGUCGGGGCCGAGACCUGUUGACCGAAGCCCCGCGACACCUCCAGUGGACUUACAACCACACCUCGCCGCUCCAGAACCGAUCGAGAGGACUCCUCAGGACGUUCAUGGAGAAAACAGGGUGCUCGCCACCUGGAAACUUCGGGGUGCAGGAGAAAUGCAACCCGUGCUUUGAGCCUGACACUCUGCUUCUCAUUGCUGGAGGACAUGUCGGGGAGAGUCCGGAGGAGGAAAUUUUCCAGAGAAUUUCCCUUCUCCUCCUCUACUACGUUGUUCACCGGGAAGACGUUUGCUCGUCCAAGCUCGGCCUGAGCAACAAGGAAUACACGUUCUUUCUUCACAGCCUCCUGAGCUUAAGGAGGGAUGAAAACCAUAAUUUCUUUUCUCGGAACGAAACGGAAGAUGCCCUGGUUGCAGUGAGGCACCAUUUUAACACUUCUGGGGAUCAAUGUCUGGGGGUCGACGAUUUGGAGCGGCGAUCUGGGAUCUCGAGGAGCGAGGGGGCGGAUGCCAGUACCCUUCCCCAGCUGGCGAUGACCAUCAUUACCCUGUCCCUUCAGGGGGUCUGUCUGGGCCAUCCAAGACUACCCUCCCCUGAUUUCUUCAUGGACUAUGUCUUCAGUUCCCUCAACACAACUAACGCUCUCCGACUACAAGAAUUAGAUCAGCUUCUCCGUUUACUCCGCGCUGGCCGUCCCUGUGACCACGGUGACCCUGCCGUGGGGGCCCCUAGGACCAGCUGGGGAUCAGGAGGACCCAGGGACAAUGAAGUCCCCCGGGGCUCUGUGAUGGCCAGAAGGAAAGCGGAGCUCCCAGGAGGCCACCCAAAUUCCUGGAACCAGGCCUGCCUCUCAGCCGAAGACCUGGCCGAGAUAUUCCUGCCGACCAGCCAGGGCUCCAUCUCCAAGGAAAACUUCCAGGAAAUCAGUCCUGCCGUCAUCCAGCAGUCGUUGCUCACCUGCCCUUGCGGGUCAGGUGACCCCCAGCCUGUCCGGACACCCCCCGAGGCCCUGGAAAGAUAUGGCUACGGGACGGUGGCUGUGCUGCUCAUCACUGUGGGCUCUGUGUUGGGCCCAGGCCUCAUUCUCCUCAGCGGCUGCCAUGGCAACUCCCAGCUGGUCAUGCAGCUGUUCGUUGGCCUGGCCAUAGGGGUGCUUUCCGGCGAUGCCCUGCUCCACCUCAUCCCGCAGAUUCUCGGCCUCCACAAGCAGGAAGCCCAGAAGACGGGCCAUUUCCAUGAGGGCAAGGAAUACAUUUGGAAACUUUUGGGUGUGAUUGGAGGAAUCCAUGGAUUUUUUCUGAUUGAAAAAUGCUUCGUUCUGCUCAUGCCCGGGAGGGACAAGGGUUUUCCCGUAGCUGAUGGGCUGGAGAGGCUGCCCCCAGACCCGAGCCUAGAAUUGGAAUUAGACGGCCUGCCCGGCAGAGACAAGUCCACUUCCACUCUCCAGUUGAGAAGUCCAGAAGAUUCUGAGCCAGCCAGAGAUUCUGCAGACAGUCUGACUGCCUCUAAAGGAAAGCGGAAGGCGAUUGGGCGGCUGGCGAUAAUGGUCCUGUUGGGAGACAGCCUUCACAACUUUGCCGACGGCCUGGUGAUCGGAGCAGCCUUCUCGUCCUCCACGGAAACGGGCGUCACCACCGCCGUCGCCAUCCUGUGCCACGAAAUUCCACAUGAAAUGGGUGACUUUGCUGUGCUCCUUAGCACAGGAAUGCCAACCAAGACGGCCGUCCUGAUCAAUUUUCUCAGUGCGCUCCCUGCUUUCCUGGGCCUUUACGUAGGCCUGGCGAUAUCAGCCGACCCUGGGGUGCAGAACUGGAUUUUCUCCGUUACGGCGGGCAUGUUCUUGUAUUUAUCGCUGGUGGAAAUGCUUCCUGAAAUGACUCAUGUUCAAACACAGAGACCCUGGUUGAUGUUUCUCUUGCAGAACUUUGGACUGAUACUAGGCUGGCUUUUACUCCUACUGUUGGCUAUAUAUGAGCAUAACAUUAAAAUAUAAAGUUUCUCUCUAAAGACCUUUCUGCAAGUUGAUACGGCUUCAUUUUACUAUUUCCCAUGCACAAUAUAAUGGUUUAAAAAUUCCUCUAAGUUACUACACUAGACUGUAAUUUUUAUUGCUUCGUCGAUAAAGGAGGAUAUUGUUUCAGUUUAUCGACUUCUUCUGAUUUUGGGAUAUUCUGUUAGUGUAAAUGUGCAGUCUGGAUUGAGUCUGUGAAAUUUUCCCAAACCAUGUUCAAACUCAAGUACUAAUAGAUUCUCUCCAACACUUUCAGCACUCCUCUCCUCUAAUAAGGAAUGAAAUGUUUAUUUAUAGUCGUUGACGUAGUCUGCAUAGUUCCCAAAUGCCUUAAGGUAGAAAGUUGAUUGCGGCUUUUUCAUGCCCAGAACCCAUUUAUUUCUACACAAAUGUAAACCGCUAACCAAGCUAA